Messenger RNA from Nilaparvata lugens (brown planthopper), 618 nucleotides. RefSeq lists its product as uncharacterized. The record is from RefSeq and is a predicted model, not a curated record. Lineage: Eukaryota; Metazoa; Arthropoda; Insecta; Hemiptera; Delphacidae. The transcript is spliced from 5 exons. Bases 43 to 618 code for a protein of 191 amino acids.
UGAAAGUAGGUGUACCAACAUUUCAUCUGCCAGAAAGGAAGAAUGAUAAUUAGAAGGAUUCUAGUUUCAGAAAUUGCCUUUCUAAUUGAAAUGGUUAGCUGUAUGAGUCUUGAAGAGAAAUUCAAUGAGAUAUCGUCUCGACAUAGGAGACAACUUACUUAUCCUUAUGGGAGCGCUAUUGGGAUGUAUCUAGCAUUUGUUGUGCCUGUUGAUCUUCAAGAACAAGACAUUCUUUUUUCUUACAACUUUGAAGCCAACUAUAACCUACCAACUACUUUGGAACAAUAUGCAUUUCAAUCGCUAAAAUCGUUGAGAAGUAUUAGCAGGCAGAUGGCAUUUGCAUACUUGGAAUCUUACCUGGACAGACAACAAAUAAAUGGAAAACAAUGCAUCUUGAAAAUGAUUUGUGAAAUAUCACAGACAGAGCUGAGGCAUAAUGGUUUGCUUGGAAACCUUAUUCAUGUUCUAUUCACCCCUUCCUCAACAAUCCAAGAGAAAUUCCUAAGUAGAGAGUUCGUAUUGGCUGAAGAGCAUGGCACAAAGUUCUCCAAUUGCACGGAUACUUAUUCAGAGUGCACGCAUAGUUUGCUGGAUCUGAUAUCUUAUGAAGAAGACUGA